AUGGGAUGGCAAUUGGCAAUCAUGCAAAUUUCCGGCACUAAAAUGAAAGAUUCCGUAACGAACAACAUUGACGAGGAAUACACUCGGCUCGAUGAACACCUUCACGACUGCACGAGGAAGGCUGAGAGUUUCAAAAUUGCAAAUGGGAUUUGCAGAGAAACGAUAAAAGAAGACCUUAGAGAGGAAAGAGCAGAAGUGUUGGCUGAAGCUGCAGAGGCGACAAAAAGCAUUCGCUACGCUCGUCAAAACUUUGCCAAUGGAAAGGAGACCCACAUGACACCGGCAACCAUCUGCUUACUAUCCGGUAUCUACAAGCUCUUUACAAGAGUGGUUCCUGAAAAGUUGUUAGAUGAAAGGCAGCCAUACGAACAAGCAGGGGUUCAAAAACGAUUUAGCGCGAUUGACUACAUUCACACUGUGUCAAAACUCAUCGAAGUAUCGGUAGAGUACAAGAUGGCGCACUGUCUCACCUUCAUCGCCUUGAAGAAGGGACUUAGUUGA
Molecule: messenger RNA, 501 nt
Organism: Necator americanus (New World hookworm)
Lineage: Eukaryota; Metazoa; Nematoda; Chromadorea; Rhabditida; Ancylostomatidae
Exons: 3
Coding region: 1-501 (166 amino acids)
Source: RefSeq, a predicted model, not a curated record